UCCUUGCCGGACACUUUAUAACACAGACAUAGGGUUCUAUAAGUCAAACAUAGGGUGAUAGGAAGUACUCGAGGAAUUAUGCAGAGCACAGCCAAGCCACAGAGCAACUGUACGAGGAACUGAUGCUGAGGUACUUGGGUUCAGCCUCCUCAUGUUCAGGAACUCAACUUUAUAAAUCUCUUCCAUGCUUGGGUCCCACUCUCUAAACACUAUACAUACACUCUCCUUUUCUUUUUCUUUGUUUUCUUCCUCUUCCCUUUUCAAACACAAGAAAGAAAGAAAAGGGAAGAUCUCAAAGGGAUUUAUUUCUGUCUGCUUCUCUGCGCGAUCUGCAUCCUUCUCUUAUCUUUGACGCGUUGAUUUCUGCAGAUUCGCUCAACUCUGGUAUGGUCGGUGAACCUUUCUUCUGUUUUCCCCCUCACUUUUGUCUCAUGUUAUGAGAUUUGCCAAUACAAGCGAAUUUUUCUUGGGUGGUUUUCAAAGCCCUCUGACUUGGUGCCAUGGAAAUUACUCCUCCUCUUCUUCAUCAUCUGUGGUUUUUGUUGUUGCUGCUGCUUUGUUAUCUUGUUCUCUGUGCUUCUGCCACCGAUGUUGAAUUUGACAACUGCAACUGCGAUGACGGGGAAGGUAUUUGGAGCAUACAUAGCAUACUCGUUGGCCAAAAAGUCAGCGAUUUUUUCAUUGCCGUUGCGUAUUUUUCCAUACCCAUUGAACUCCUUUACUUUGUUAGCCGUUCAAACGUUCCAUUCAAAUUGCUCUUCCUUCAAUUUAUUGCCUUCAUAGUGCUCUGUGGCAUGACCCAUUUACUCAAUGCUUAUUCUUAUCAUGGCCCUCCCUCGUUCCAAUUGCUGCUUUCCCUAACCGUUGCUAAAUUCCUCACCGCUCUUGUUUCCUGUGCAACUGCUUUAACCCUUCCCCCUCUCAUCCCUCUUCUCCUCAAAGUCAAAGUUAGGGAGCUUUUCCUGAGGCAGAACGUGAUGGAGCUUGGCCAAGAGGUUGGGAUGAUGAAGAAACAGAAGGAGGCAAGCUGGCAUGUUAGGAUGCUCACUAGGGAAAUUAGGAAGUCUCUUGAUAAGCACAACAUCCUCUACACCACCCUUGUUGAGCUUUCAAAGGCGUUGGAUUUGCAUAAUUGUGCAGUUUGGAUGCCGAACGAGGACCGACGAGAGAUGCACUUGACUCACGAGUUGAAAACCAACUCUGCCAAGAAUUUUCAGAAUUCUAUUCCGGUGAACGACCCUGAUGUGUUGGAGAUAAGAAAGACCAAAGGGGUGAAGAUUCUGGGGCCCGAGUCUGCUCUAGGAGCUGCGAGUAGUGGUGGCUCUGUGGAGUUGGGUGCUGUGGCGGCUAUUCGCAUGCCGUUACUUCAUGUGUCAAAUUUCAAAGGAGGGACGCCGGAGUUGGUUGAGACGUGUUAUGCUAUACUUGUUUUGGUUCUGCCAAGUUCAAGCACUAGGGUUUGGACCUACCAUGAGAUGGAGAUAGUUGAAGUGGUUGCUGAUCAGGUGGCUGUUGCCCUGUCUCAUGCAUCUGUUCUUGAAGAGUCUCAGCUGAUGAGACAGAAGCUGGAAGAGCGGAACCGAGCACUGCAACAGGCUAAAAAGAAUGCAAUGAUGGCCAGCCAGGCACGGAAGUCGUUUCAGAAGGUGAUGAGCCAUGGAAUGCGGAGGCCUAUGCAUUCUGUUCUGGGGAUGCUGUCAUUGUUUCAAGAGGAUAAUUUGAGGUCUGAGCAGAAGAUUAUUGGUGAUACAAUGUUGAAAGUUGGACAUGUGCUCUCCAGUUUGAUUAAUGAUGUAAUGGAGAUUUCAGAAAAUGAAAAGGGAGGCUUCCGGUUAGAGAUGAAACCUUUCCUUCUGCAUUCAAUGGUGAGGGAAGCUGCUUCCAUUGCCAAGUGCUUGUGUGUUUAUGAAGGCUUUGGUUUUGAAAUUGAUGUCCAGAAGUCUUUGCCUGAAACAGUUAUGGGUGAUGAGGCAAGGACUUUUCAAGUAAUUUUACACAUGAUUGGCUAUUUAUUGAACAUGAAUGACAAAGGGACUCUCAAUUUUCGAGUUUUUCUUGAAAGCGAUGGUGGAGACAGGGAUGAUAAAAAUAUUGGAAUAUGGAGGUCAAGCAAUCAAAAUGAAUAUGUACAUAUAAAAUUUGAUUUUCAGAUAACUGAGAGUUCUCAGUCAGAUGAAGCAAUUUCAACAAUACAUUAUACUGGUAGGAGGCAGUACUACAACAAUGAACCUAAGGGGGGCCUGAGCUUCAGCAUGUGCAAAAAGUUGGUACAGAUGAUGCAAGGUAAUAUAUGGAUAUCACCGAACUCCCUUGGUUUGGUGCAAGGCAUGACACUUCUUCUCAAGUUUCAGAUAGGACCAUCACUUGAAAAAUCCAUAUUUGCACCUAAAGAUUAUUCAAGCUCACAGUUCAGAGGCCUUAAGGUUGUGUUAGCCGAGGACGAUGGUGUAAACAGGACCGUGACCAAGAAGCUACUUGAGAAGCUUGGUUGUCAAGUAAUUGCUGUUUCAUCAGGGUUUGAGUGCCUGAGUGCUGUAAGUGGUGCUGGUAACUCAUUCAGAAUUAUCCUGUUGGAUCUUCACAUGCCCGAAAUGGAUGGCUUUGAAUUGGCAAAGAGAAUCCGGAAGUUCCAUAGCCGUAGUUGGCCCUUGAUUAUAGCUCUUAUAACAAGUGCAGAAGAACAUGUGAGGGAGAAAUGCCUACUUGCAGGAAUGAAUGGAUUGAUCCAAAAACCUAUCGUACUUCAUCAGAUAGCAGAUGAACUUAGAACAGUCCUACAAAGAGCAGGUGAAAAACUGUGAGAACAGUUUUAAAAGCAUGCUUCGGUUUAAGAAAAUAUGAUUUCAUUAGUAAUUACAAAAAGGUCAUGUUAUUUUAGUUCUGUUUCCUAUUUUCAAGCAUUGCGGGCUAUGCUUUUAUUAUUUUGUGAACAAAUUCUUGAAAAUAAGAAACAAAAUAAAAUAAUGUGUCUUUUAUAAUUACUAAUGAAAGAGUGACUCAAUUUUCUGAAGUUGCUCAAAACGGCAUUGUGAACUUGGGGGAUUUCUAACAAUAUCAAAUAAUAAAAGUAGCCUUUUGUCCAACCA
Glycine soja is the source of this 3086-nucleotide messenger RNA. Its product is annotated as protein EIN4-like. Bases 501 to 2801 code for a protein of 766 amino acids. The record is from RefSeq and is a predicted model, not a curated record. Gene Ontology annotation, molecular function: ethylene binding; ethylene receptor activity; protein binding. Gene Ontology annotation, cellular component: endoplasmic reticulum membrane; endoplasmic reticulum. NCBI's taxonomy places the organism in Eukaryota, Viridiplantae, Streptophyta, Magnoliopsida, Fabales, Fabaceae. Gene Ontology annotation, biological process: phosphorelay signal transduction system; response to ethylene. The transcript has 2 exons.